This is a messenger RNA of Epinephelus moara (kelp grouper), 10814 nucleotides long. Its product is annotated as interferon-induced very large GTPase 1-like. The transcript has 15 exons. Bases 1207 to 7617 code for a protein of 2136 amino acids. Lineage: Eukaryota; Metazoa; Chordata; Actinopteri; Perciformes; Serranidae. Gene Ontology annotation, molecular function: GTP binding. The record is from RefSeq and is a predicted model, not a curated record.
CGUUGCCACGCAUGUUUCCUCCUCCUGCAGCUGCCACGGUGUUGGCCUUUUCUCUAAUGUUGCUUUUCUCCUCCUCAUAUUUUAGUAGAAUUAAUCUCUGAUCCUCAUGAGAAAUGCUUUUUUUCCCCUCACAUACGGCGCUCAGUGAGGACGCUCAGUGAUGCUCAGUGAUGCUGCGCUUCUCUCAUGAUUGUGAUUGGUCCGCUGCAUGCGCGUUCACGGCUCUUGAAAAAGCAACCCUGGGUUGAGUUACUGAGUUGAUAUCCAGCGUCGUGAUACCGAUUAUCCUGAUUGCCAUUGUUAGGGUUAGUCAUCCAGGAUAGGUCUGGGUAACCCAGGAAAGGUUGAUCUCGCUUCGUGAUACAGGCCCCAGGAAAGGGAAGAUUGAGAAAGAAUGUAAAUAAAUAGAGGAAGCAUGAAAUUAGGACUUCCGCUGCAAAGCUUUGUUUCAGUACUGCAGGAUUUUCUCAUUCAUGUCUUUGCUGCUCUGACUUGAGCUCACUCUCAUACACAGACACAUUUGUCUUUCUGUACUUGCCAGGGUCAGUGUUGGGCAAUUACUUUCAAAAUGUAAUGCAUUACAUAUUACAAGUUGCUUUCAUUUGAAAGUAAUAAGUUAGUGACUUGAUAUCAUGAAGGCCUAUCUCCUUUUCUUGGACUAACCUCUUCUUAGAUGUGUUAAAUAUUAGUGGAUCUCCUCGUAGAUACUUAAUGCUUCGUAAAUAAACAUGAACUCUUGUAGCUGCUGUUGCUUUGCAAGUAACAAAUGUUCAGUGUUGACAGCAGUAUGUACUUGGCAAUGUUUGAGUAUCAUGACCUUUUAGCCUCAUCAUUAUUUUCCUCUAGAUCAUGAGAUUUCUGGGAAAAAGAGCUCUCUUCCUUUCACUUUUAGCUCUGUUAUUACUGAUUUAGCUGUCGUCCCUUCACGUUCCCUUUUGUCAUCACUGAUUUACAAGUAAUGUGCCUGCAGAGCUUCUCAGCUCCUUAAACCUAUCACAUCACAUCAGAUUUGUUAAGAGCAGGUGGGAGGGGUUUGUGAGGGGCAGACCUAAAAAGCCCCAGGCUUCUGAUCUCUCUAUGUGGGGUGGGGACAGAAAGGAUUUCUGACAAGACAGCCAUAUGUACUCAGACCAGGCAGAGCUAAGCAGAUGCAGGACAAGGGCUUUGUCAUACAGCUUGACUCCGAGAAGAUGAAGAGCAGAUAAGAUGGAGGAAGACAACGAUGAUAACACAACAGCUGGAGGAGGAGAGCUUGAAACCAAGUCUGUACCAUCUGCAGCCAAUGAGAAAGUCUAUGAGACGGAUGAGGGUGCAGCCAAAGCCCAGUGUGAUCCAGUGAAUGAACCUGGUGAAGCUCAACACUCAGAAAAGAAUGAUGAAAGCACAGGAAGACAGUCUGAAAUCGAGUCUGUUCAAUUUGCAACCGAUGAGAAAGUGAUACCUGAACUCACACUGGUGUUAAUUGGUGAUACAAAUACCAUUGAGAUUGGAUCAAAAAACAUCUUACUUGACCAUGUAGAGCAAACAAAUGUGGAAGAGUUUUCAACCAAAUUGUAUGAUCUGUGUGGUCGGCACAUUUCUGUCAUUAACAUGCUUGGCCUACAAAACAUUGACAAAUUCCCAUUAAAUCAGGAAAUUCACGCCUUUCUCUUACUGUUACCAAAUGGUCUGCAUACAAGCCAUUACAGUUCAGGAGUGCUAUGGUUAGAAAAGGCUUUCGGGAAACGAUCACUUGCUUAUUUAAUCACAGUUGUGACUCACGAGUCAGAUGAAAAAUGCGAACGUGCAUUGAAAGACCUGAAAGCCAACAGCAGUUUUGUUGAAAAAAGAUACCACACAUGUACAAGAAGUAUGAUGGAUGAAAAUGAGAUAAUAGCUCUGCUGGAAAAAAUAGACAUCAUGGUCUCUGAAAAUGAGUACCACUGCUACAGUGGUCUGUGUGAUGAAGAUAAAGAGCAGAACGAACCCAUGGACCACAAAUCCCAAACAAAAGGAAGGAUCAAUACCUCCGUGUUUCAGCAAAAUCAAAUAGACGAGGAGGAGACUGCAGCUAACACAGAGAUAAAGUGUGAUCCAGUGAGUGGUGCUAAACACUUGGACAAGCAUGAUGACAGCACAACAGUGGGAGGAGAAUCUGAGAUCACUUCUGUAAUACCAUCUACAACUGACAAGAAAGGAGAGACUGAUGAAGUUAAAGAGGUCAACAAUGAAAGCAGCAGUAACAUGACUGAGCAUUCUAUGGAGGAGAGUGAUGCAGUGGAGGACACAAGUCCAUCAUCUCAGACUGUUUCAACAGUGACUAGAGAAGUAUACGAGAGGGAAGAGAAGGCAGCUAAAUCAGAGGUAAAGUGUGAUCCAGUAAGUGGUGCUAAACACUCAGACAAGGACUAUGACAGCACAAGAGUGGGAGGAGAAUCUGAAAUCACUUCUGUAAUACCAUCUGCAACCGACAAAAAAGGAGAGACUGAUGAAGGUAAAGAGGUCAACAAUGAAAGCAGCAGUAACAUGACUGAGCGGUCUAUGGAGGAGAGUGAUGCAGUGAAGGACACAAGUCCAUCAUCUCAGACUGUUUCAGAAGGGACCAAAGAGUUAGACGAGCGGGAGGAGAGUGCAGCUAAAUCAGAGGUAAAGUGUGAUCCAGGGAAUGAACCUGAUGAUGAUGAUAAGCACUCAAACAAUCAUGACCAUGCAUCAGUAGGAGAAUGUGAAAUCAAGCCUGUACGAUCGGCAACCACUGAGAAAGGUACUUUAGAUAUUGAUAUGAGUGGAAACAAGAAUAAGCAGUCAGCGAAUAGCUUUGAAGAGAUCAACAAGAAGAAACAACAUCAAAGAGAAACUGAAACACUGCUUGGCAGACUUCACCUUCAAGACAAACAUCAACAGAAAUUGUCACCAGCAGAUUUUCUUAAAGUACGUUCACCUGUAAAACAGGACCAUGAAACAUCUGAGAAAGAACUUGCUCAAACUUUUCUUCAGAGGUUGAUGAUGUUAGACUACAGGGCCAGAUAUAUUCCUGUAAGACAGGAUAGUGAUAAGGUGACCCAUUCAAAGCCAAUUCUAAAGUUGGACAGUGUUACAGAUGACAACAUUUUAAAAGCUCUUUUUAGCACCAGCGUAGACUUUGAUCAAUCAAAACAGACUGACGUGCAUCCAAUGGAUGUUCAAAUGGCAGUAUUUCACUGCUCAGACAGCUUUUUGAAGCAGAACAUGAUUACAAAGCUAUCACAAUGUCAGUAUGCCUUACCUUUGCUUGUUCCUGACCCAGUCACAAUGGAUAUUGAAUGUCCUCUGUGGACUUUCAGACAAAUAAGAAAAACAUGGAAGGUAAAUGAAAUCAAAUAUAAUUCAAACAUUGUCACCAUGAAGAGCAUUCCCAUCUGCAAAGCUGAGACACCCAUGGUGUCAUUUCUCCGCCUGGGUUCACUAUCUCUGUCUAAGUCACCGCUGAUUAACACUUUGAUCAACGACCGUCACAGCAUCUUCUUCCACAGAAACUGCCCAGGUAGCACCAAGUCUCGCCAUCUGAUGGAUGGUGUGGCAGAGAUUGCCUGGUACUGCCCUGCAGGAAAACCUAAUGAUGCCUUCACUGACUGCAUUGCCUUCUGUAAUCUUCAUGGUGAUGCUCUGACAAAUGAAAAACAGUGUGACAUACUGACUGAGAAAUCUUCAAUCAAUGUGGUUCUUGUACCAACUUUGGGAAAAGGUGACAAAAGUACCACAGUUAUCUCAGCCCUUUGCAAGUCUCCAAAGCCUCUCAUUAUUAUCAUUGCUGAUAAAGAUGGUGGUGCAGUUGAGUUGGUUGAGGGAAAAUACAAAAUGGGUCUUCAAGACAGAAGUCAGUCAGAUGUGUCUGAAGAACUGAAAAAAAUAAUUGGAAGAAUUUUGUCUGGACCACAUGCAUCUUUCCAGCUAGAAACCAUGGCUGAAGUCUCUGGAAUCAAAGUGGAUGAAGAUGACAAAGUCUGCCAAAAAGGAAAAUCUGCUGCAAUGAAAAUUGUGAACUUGCUUCAGGGGUUGGAUGUGUCAAAGAUCAAAGAUACAUUUCUCCCUUGUCAAGGCCAACUGUGGCACAAGUGGUGCAGAAUAAACAAAGAACUGUAUCACCUCAAAGGACACAUUGAGAAGGAGAAGGGUAAAAAGCAACAGGAACUUAUGCAAAUACGACAAGAUCAAUGCACUGCUUCCUGUAGUAAACCAAUGAAGUUGUUCAUUGAAACCCUCUCAUCGUCGCCAUCAACAGAAAGAGAGUAUUUCCUGACAUGGACUCAGAUCUUGAUUGAUGCCCUCUCCACAGAUGAUCUCUGUUUAAUUCUACAAAGCUAUGAUGAAAAGUGGUCUGAGGUCUUGUCUUUGAAGAAGAAGCAUGACAGAUCUGAUCAGUUAAAAAGAAAGCAAACUGAGCUUGAACAAAUAUCAACAAAACUACAGUCUGCCACUUUUGGCUUGGAGCACAUCCUAAGAGAAAUGGGACAGAUCUAUGAAGCCCAUGCAUCUCUGCAGAAACAAACAACGAGGGGACAAACUGACUGGUCUAAAUACCCUGAGCUGGCUGCAGAGCUGAUGAUAUCAGGACACCCAAUGGAACUGAUGGAUGGUGAUGCAGGUCAUGUGCCUUUAACGUGGAUCUCUAGUCUUUUAGAUGAAGUCAUCAAGAAACUGGGCAACAAGAGAGUUUUUGUUUUGUCAGUGCUGGGUGUACAAAGCAGUGGAAAAUCAACAAUGCUGAAUGCCAUGUUUGGGUUACAGUUUGCAGUGAGUGCUGGCAGGUGCACCAAGGGUGCCUUCAUGCAGCUGGUCAAAGUUUCAGAUGAGAUCAAGAAAGACUUUGAGUUUGAAUACAUUCUAGUGGUGGACACUGAAGGACUGCGCGCUCUUGAUUUAGAGGGUAACACCAGUCUUCACCACGACAAUGAACUGGCAACGUUUGUUGUUGGUCUGGGAAACAUGACACUGAUCAACAUCUUUGGAGAGAAUCCAGCUGAGAUGCAGGAUGUUCUGCAGAUUGUUGUUCAGGCUUUCAUGAGGAUGAAGAAAGUUCAACUUUCUCCAAGUUGUGUGUUUGUUCACCAGAAUGUUACAGAUAUUACAGCUGCAGAGAGAAACUUGCAUGGAAAAAGACAGCUGCAAGAAAAACUGGACAAGAUGGCCCAACUAGCAGCCAAAGAGGAGGUUUGUUAUGUUGAGUGCUUCAGUGACAUCAUUGCAUUUGAUGUGCAGAAAGAUGUGAAAUACUUUGCCCAACUAUGGGAGGGAAGUCCACCUAUGGCUCCUCCAAAUACAGGUUAUAGUGAGAGUAUCCAAGAGCUGAUGAAGUUCAUCCUCUCUAAAGCUUCACAGUCAGCUGGAAUUACUUUCUCACAGUUCAAAAGCAAAACUCAGGACCUGUGGAAUGCUCUGAUGAAUGAACAGUUUGUUUUUAGUUUCAAAAACACACUUGAAAUUGCAGUGUACAGAAAACUAGAGGUUCAGUAUGGGAACUGGACCUGGGCCCUGAGGAGCAACAUGUUGACUAUUGAGAAUGGGCUUUACACCAGAAUUGAAAAUGGAAAACUUGACAAGGUUGAGCCCAGUUAUCUACAUGAGGAAAUGAAGAUAACCUAUGAAAAAAUCAAAAAAGCAAUGACAACAUACUUUGAUGAUGACAGAGACAAAGAAAUAUUGGUUCAGUGGCGAGGACGAUUUGAAAGCAAAAUCAAGGAGUUUCAUGACGACCAAGUGAGAGGAGUCAAAAGAAAACUGGAUGAAGUAAUUGAGCAGAAAAAUGCUUGUAAAAAGCUCAAUGAUAAGAAGACAGAGUUUGAGAACAAGCUGCUACAAAAGAGCAAAGAACUUGCUCAUCAGUUAAAGGACAAGGCAAAAGAUGAAGAGGAACUUAAAAAACAGUUCAACUCUGUUUGGAGUGGUUGGGUUUGUGAACUAACUGCAGGCACAAGACCUAUUGAGGACAUCAACUAUAACGACAAUGUGGAAACUAUACUCAAUGAGCUUGGGUUUGAAAGGCCUCUUAUAGCUAAAUGUGAAAACAGUUUCAGGUACAAACAAAUAUCAGAGGUUGGUGAUUACAUUCAUUAUGUAGCUCUCAGCAAGGACCAAGAUCUGUGUAACACAGGCCAACAAUUUCAUGAAAAUGAGAGGAAAAGUGACAAAAGUAGAAAAGGAAAUCGUGUAGUUAAAUUUUUUAAAGAGAAAAUUACAAAAUCAGAAUAUUACCUUAAGGGGUAUUUUGACUUUGAAGAACAGGAACUGAUCAGAUCCUUCAUUGACAACAUUGAACAACAGUCCCUUGAUGUAAUCAAGAGCAAACCUGUCGCCUUAAGAGGAUACAGAUCAACUUACUUGCACGAAGUGGCCAACAGUGUCAAGGAAAAGGUGGCAGAAUUUGAAUCAAACAGGAAAUAUACACUGAAGAAGGAGUUUACAGUUGAUCUUUUACUGUAUGUGUUUGACAAAGCAGAGCGAUGGCUUUCAGAGUCCCACAAGGAAUUUAAAAGUAACAACGAUGCACUCACUUAUGUAGAAAGCAAGAAAAUGCAAUAUUACAACAUUUUCAGCAGCUUCUGCAGAGGAAGCUCAUCUGCUGUUGUGUUUGGAGAACUGAUCUGUGAAAAACUGAAGAGUUCCACUGUUGAGGCCGUCUGUAACAAGACUGCUAUUGAUCUUGCUGGAGAGAUGAAGUGCAGUUUCCCAGCAUUCAGUGGGAACAGGUUGAACUUGGAGAAACACUUGCUGAAGUCACUGGCUGAGAAAGAGGACUUUGGUGGUUUUAUCACCUACAUCCGCCACCCAAGGAACCAAGCAGAGACUUUUAUAAAAGAGCAGGUACAGAAAUACAUCUUCACAGACAACAAAGACAAAGCACAAAAUAUACUCAAGAAAAAUGUUGCAGACAUCAGUAAGCUUGUGAGUCAAGCUUUAUUUACUGCAACAGAUAAAGUCAAAACUCAGAGAGGAGACUCAGACAUGUGGGUAAAGGAAUUUUCCAGUUUGCUAAAAGAUGAGCUGACAUUCGACACCAUUUGUUGUCAAAACUUCAGUGACAUUAACAAUUUUGACUUCCUCAAAGAAGAGAUAGAGAAAGGCCUUGUAUCAGUCAUGAAGGAUGUGAGCAGCCUCUCACUGGAUAAGAUGGAGGAAUUCAGGAUGAAGCCUGAUCAAAUCCUCAUCGAUCAACUGUGUAACUGCUGCUGGGUGAAGUGUCCAUUCUGUGCAGCUGUUUGUACCAACACACUAGAAAAUCACAGUCCUGACAAACAUAGUGUGCCUUUUCAUCGGCCCUCUGGGAUUAAAGGAUGGCAUACUCGAGACACAGUGGAACUGGUCAUCAACUUCUGCACAACAUUAGUUGCAAGUAAUCAACGUUUCUACCCCCGUCCUGAUUCAAAUGACAUUUUCCCCUAUAAACAGUAUCAAAAGGCUGGGGAGAAGUAUGCAACAUGGCAAAUUACUCCUGAUGGGUCUAAGAUGACAUACUGGAAGUGGUUUGUUUUUCGAUUUCAACAGCAACUGGAAGACCACUAUAACUUAAAAUUCCAGGGCAGAGGAGAAAUUCCUCCUGAGUGGCGAGACCACAGUAAAGAAGAAGCUAUUGAAAGUCUGGAUGAAAUGUACAAUCUGUGACUGAGCCAGAAACAACCAAACUCUACUCAGAGUAACAGAAGGCCAAAGUGUCUUUAACUGUUCAACAGAAAUAUGAACUUUUAAUUUGAUUAAAGGAGUGCAACAAUAGCAAUAAUGACAAUGGAGUCUUUUCCAAAAUGACUGAAACAGCACAUGUUCAUAAUCUGACCAAUAUGUAUCUUAAUGCUUUUUAAUGUAUAACAGUUGAAAGGAUGCCUGAACAUAUCUUGAAGCAAAUGAGAACACAAUAUAUGUUAAAUUACAAUUAAAUGAUGAUUGUAAAAAAGUAUGAGACAGAUCAGAAUUAGUCAUAGGUUUUUUUUUCAUCAAAAAUGUUUUUUCUUAUUAUUUUUCAUGAUGAUUAAGAUGCAUUUAACAUGUAUGUACUUAUUUUAAGGAAAUAUUAUGUAUAAAAUAUAAUAUUCAAAUAAAUGAAAGAGUUUUUUAGUUGUCAUAUAUUGUGGAUAUAAUGUCAUUACCUUAAAAACAGAAAUGUAAGUUAUGAUUUGACUUUUGUUUUUACUAUUUUUUACUUUUACAUGAAAAUCUCAUCAAACAGAUGACAUUAAACUGAUCUAAUUGUAUGUGUUUCUAAAAAAGAAAAAAAAUGAUCAGGGUGUAAAUGUGCUGUUCAUUCAAAGAUGUGUAUGUUUCUAUCAUUACAAGAUGCAUGAAAUUUUCUUCUGACAGUUGUUCAGUGUUUAAAGAACAAACAAAGGUGUAGGCUGUUGAGCUGAGACAUUUAUAAUUCCACUCUUAUUAAAAGGCAUCAUAGCAGGUGACAAGGUUUUUUAGUUUUGAUAAAAGUUGUAAAUAAAAAUCUCUGUGAUUGUACUUUUUUUAAACAUUUUUUGAGGGAUUUAAAAGAAUUGUGAGAACUGUAACAACUGUGCUGUUGAUUAUGGAAAAAGGCAUGAAACUUGUAUUUAAGACUUGUCGAAACGGAAAAAAAAAGUUUUUAGAAGUUGACAUAUUGUGCAAAAAAAAAUAACUUUUUACAUUAUUUUGUUUACAUUUAUCUGUUGCCCAUCUGAAAAUAAUUUUUACACAAAUAUUUUCCUCUUCAUAUAUUUUUAAUUUUGUACUUUUCCUUAAAGUCAUAUGUUUGUUUGUUUUUUAAAGAAUCUGAUAAAUGAUGUUUUGUACUUUUUCAAGUAUUCGGAGUAUACAAUUCUACACUUUUGAUUUUUCUUUCUUUUUUGUUGUUAUUUUUGUUUAUUUUUUAUAUUUACUUUUGUUGUUUGCUUAAUGUGGCUCCUGUCAUUGAUAUAUUGAUAUCCAUAAUUACAAACAGAAAUAUCAGCCUUUGUGAAAACAAAAUUGGAAUGUUUUUUUUUAGACCAUUCACGCAAAUCUUUGAGUUCAAGCCUCUUUUGGUAAUAUCUGGUCUGUUAAACCUGGUCUUUUCAAAAAUCUAAUUAAUAAUUUGCUUUAUAAGAAGAUCAGAUUUUUUUUGACACAGUUUUUUAAUAUGUCUUAGGCCAUAUCCACACUAAGAUGGAACCGAUUUUGAUUUUUAAAAGUUUUCCAUAAACACGGAAUCGUCUCAAGAUAUGUGUAUGUAAACAUGAAGCCACUGAAAACGCUGUAGUAUAUAUGCAAGGCCUGUAAAUGGUGCUGCAACACUGCCACAAAGUACACCAGAAACACAGAAUAAGAAACGGAGCAUGCGCAUAAAACUCGUGCGAUGUAAACAAAUACAAAGAAGAUGGCAGAAAAUACAAAUGCCAGAGGAGCCCACUUUGUAUGGACUGACGAUGAGGUAGAGUUGCUACUUAGGGUCACACUUGAUUACCAAACUACAAAACUGCAGGAGGAUGUUGACUAGCGCAUGCGGGUUAAGGGAGAGGUGGGGUUAUGGCGUCAUUGUUUCAGAAAAGAGGUGUACUGUGUUGUAAAUACAGAGACGCGAAGGUGGCGUCUUCAGAUUUUUUCCACUCUGGGACCCGGUUUCAAAAGUUGGCGUAUUUGGGCUCCUAAAAUGCUGGUUUCAUGUUUAUGAAAGAUCUAUACAAUAAAAAACCUUUGCAGAUACACCUAAUCUCGUCUCCGUGUGGACAUGACCUUAGACCUGCCACAUAUCAAUCCAAGUACACGACACCUGAUUAUUUCAGCCGUUAAAGGCGGAAGAAAAGGUGGUGAGAAGCUGUCUGGGUUAGAGGAGAAGUAGAGACACUUGCUAUCGAAGUGGAACAGACAGAGUGAGUGAAGCUCGUUUUUUCUUUAUUUCCUUUUUGCAUGUCGUGCGCGUUUUCGGGUAAAGGUAAAAAAAAAAAAAAAAUUCCUUUAAAAGUAAGUUUGUGCAUUUUUUGAUAUUGAUUUUUGCCUCCACAAAUUUGAUUUACUUCUAAUACUGCUAAGAAAAACUGAGAGUUUGAUUACAAUGGGAUUUGGACAGAGCAAAACCUCAAAGGGGAAAAUUGAGCCUGAUUAUGGUGCUCCAAACGUGAGGUUUAUGGAGAUUAAUUAUGGGAAGGAGAGCGUGGCUCAGUUAGAUCUGUAGGUCAAUGAGUGCUGUUUCCCGAGAACAGGCAGCCUGAGUGUUAAAAAGCUCGAGGCUUUAGAGGUGAGGUUAACAGACUUAGAAAGGAGGGGAUUAGAAGGGAAGUUUGGAGGUAAGAUCAAGUUCCAGGCAGAUUGGUCAGCUUUUCGUAAUUGGAUGAGGGAAGCCAAGCACAGGCAGGGCCCCAAAGGUUUCCCGGCGCAGUGUUUGAAGCUGGAUUCGGACCUCGAUUCGGCUCCACCUGUACGGCCCCCACCGUAUGUUGAACACCACGAACCGGAGGGAGCAGCUGGCCAUUUAGUUGUUCUGUUAUCCACCAUAUCUGAAAAUUAUUUUCACACAAACAUCUUCCAUCAUUGUAUUUUGUUUUUAUUCUUGCAUGUUUAUCUAUUUUGAAUACUAUUUGUAUGCUUUUUUCUAAAUGAAUUUGAUGAAGGACACUAACUUUCUCAAGUACUUGAAGCAUGCAACAAGUUUUUACUUAUCUGAUUUUUAAUUUUUUUCAUCUUAUUACUGCUACUUACUACUUACUACUACUGCCUAUACUGGAAUUUAUUCUGUUUGCUUAAUCAGAUUUCUGUCAUUGCCACAGUAUAUUGAUAUACAUACAUACUAACAGAAAUAUUAUUCUUUGUGAGAAAAAAUAAUGAAGUUUUCUUUCACUUUAAUAAACCACUGACAUUCAGUCAUUGGA